AAGCACUCGGCGAGAAUCGAGUGACAAGUUGUGGAGAAAAGGCCAGUGGGAACGGACGGACUCUGAAGGGUUCAAGGUCUGUGGAAGAUAGGAUAAGAUAGGAAUCCAGCGGCAUUGUCGUCUAAUUCGGGGUUCAGAUUGGAACCAAGAUCAAUUAGUGGGCUCCACAACUUUGAGACGCAUAACCAAGAGGCUUCUAGAGAUAACAACUCGUCUCCAAAUUACCACCACAUACAAGUCGAAGCUCAGGAAGCCAAACAUGGCCUUGGGCUUGGGUCAGCAUCAUUGUUGUCGCUUCGAUUCCAUACCCGAGGUGCCUUGCAACGGAGCUCUUAUCAAAGUUCAUUAUGCUGGGGCUUACAUGGCCUCCAACAUCCCAAUAAGGUCACGUGCCUUCAGCACAGGGUCAUCAGCGUCAGACUCGACCCCAAACCAAUUAAAUCUACGAGCAGCCAGAAAUUCUGUGGACGAAGAAGAUGAUUCAUCAGAUGAGGAGAAACUUGUGAUUCUUCGAAAUUCCAGUGGCAGAACGAAAGACGUCAACUCCGGAGGUUCGCCAAGUUUGGCCCCUAAGAUUGAAAUUUGUGGACGAAUUGAGUGGCUUGGCGAAGACGUGGACGAAGAGAUGACCAAUUUAGACAUUGGAGAUGCCGUUUUGGUCCUACCUGACGACGAAUCGUUCCAGUCUUCGGAGUACCUGGAAUAUGUUUCUGUGUCUAAACUGUCAGAUUUGGUUUUACUUCCCCAAGCUCUUUCAAUGGAAGCAGCUGUACAAAUACCCACCGGAGCUUAUUCUGUGCUCCCAGUGCUGAAAUCGGUCCGAGAACAUUGUCUCAAGUCCGAAUACAAAGAUCCGCCCAAGGCUUUACUGGUGGGAACCGAUGAGUUGGUGCGAUGGGCCAUUUCACUUUGGCCGAAUAUUUUUGGAGUUCUAGGCGAUGGUUGCCAACUCACAUUGGCCCUUCAAGACGAUUCCUCGUUGUGGUUUGAGAAAUUCCAUGAAAGUAUCAACCUUGUCCAAUGGGAUAACGAUGUCUAUGACGCACAACUCAUUGAACGAACCGAGCAGGUCUGCCACGGAAAAGUGGACAUCAUCCUUGAUUUGGAGGGCUCCCCAAAGUUCUUCAAGAGAUCCAUGAGUUGCCUUAGAACGAACGGCCAUGCUUUCAUUGGAAAAUCGACGUUGAAUUCUUCUAUGAAGAAUUUCAUAACCAAGACUUUCAAGAAGGACGUUCAUGUCAUUUACGUUGACAACGGCACAACUGAUGAUUUCCAAGAAUUGAUUCGAGCUGUCAUCAACGGACAGACCCAAAUGUUGCCAUACCAAGUUUUUACCACAACUCAAGCCGGUGAAGUAAGAAGAGCCUUAUCUUCGCACUCAAGACCCUUCCGUCCCAUUUUUAAGCUGAUCGAAUAACCCUUGAUAUCUACAUGACACACUUGUUUAUUGUUGACCUUUCAUUUAUGAAAAAAUAAAUGAACACGUUGUUUAGA
Molecule: messenger RNA, 1494 nt
Organism: Tigriopus californicus
Lineage: Eukaryota; Metazoa; Arthropoda; Copepoda; Harpacticoida; Harpacticidae
Gene: Drat
Exons: 9
Coding region: 260-1417 (385 amino acids)
Source: RefSeq, a predicted model, not a curated record